GACGACCAAAAGUUUUUGUCCCAUCGGGAAGAUUAUACUUGCCCCAAUGGUUAGGAUAUCUACGCAUCCUAUGCGGCUGCUUGCUUUGCAAAACGGCGCUGAUUAUGUCUUCUGCGAGGAACUUAUAGAUCAGCGCAUUAUGAGGUCAACUCGUAUCGUCAACAUCGUAAACAACACAACGGAUUUUUUGCUUCCCGACGGGUCAGUUGUGUUCAGGACAUCAAGUGAAGAAUCCGGGCGCAUCAUUGCCCAGUUGGUUUGGUGCCUGUUAGAACAAUUGGUAACUUUUUCCCCUAGGGAACCUCAGAUGCAAAAUUCGCUGUGGAAGCAGCUAAAAUGUUGUACGUACGCAGUACUUUGUAACUAAUCAUUACUUCCACUCCCCCCAGAGAAAACGAUGUUCUGGCCAUAGACAUAAAUAUGGGCUGCCCAAAGGAUUAUUCCAUCAAGGGUGGUAUGGGCGCUGCGCUGCUCACUGAACCGGAAAAAGUGAAGAAGAUCCUAUCCUGCCUCGUCAACUCGCUUAGCGUCCCUGUGACCUGCAAGAUUCGGAUCUUACCCAAGCUGCAAGAUACAUUGGCACUUGCCAAAAUCAUUGAAAACACGGGUGUCGCAGCCAUAACUGUGCACGCUCGUACCCCAGCGGAGCGGUCUGGAACUCGUAAUCACGACGAGGUCAUUCGUGCAAUUUCCGAAACGGUUUCAAUCCCAGUGAUUGCAAAUGGGGGCUCUCGUGAAACCAUCCGCAUUUUCGAAGAUAUCGAGUACUUUAGGCAGCAAACUGGCGCCUCUGGUGUGAUGGUUGCUCGUGCUGCCAUGUGGAAUCCAGCCAUUUUUCUGAAUCCAGCGUGCGGGCGACCCCUGCCCACUUUACACGAGACUGUACGGGAGUACCUCACUUUGGCUGUUCGGUACGAUCAUCACUUCACGGGAACGAAAUACUGCAUUCAGCAAAUGCUUCAUCGUGAAGGAGACUCGACAUUGUUCCUGCAAUCCGUUAGCUCAAGAAGUCUCGAGCAGUUGUGUUCUAUCUGGGGCCUGGAUGAGGUAUACAGGCAAGAAACAGCCCAUCGCCUGGAACGCUUGAGUCACAUGCACUCGAAGCGGUCUGCCGCUGAGUCUCAAGAUAUUACAUUGGCUCCCAAACGAACUUGUCCUUCCCCUACAGUCGCUGACGCUGAAGCCAUCGUUUCAGUGGAUGCUAUCAAACGAUGUGUUCUUUACGAACAUCGGUUUUGGGUCGACCAGCGGGAAUCACCGAAACAUUUACUGUUCGAAUAUAGCAAAAAGCAUCAACUCAAGCCACCCGAGUACCGCACGGUGAUUGACACCGUGCCUCACAUUCGGUCCAUCGUUAAACUGGAGCCGUUCUCCAGCACAGAUCCAUGA
Molecule: messenger RNA, 1389 nt
Organism: Dicrocoelium dendriticum
Lineage: Eukaryota; Metazoa; Platyhelminthes; Trematoda; Plagiorchiida; Dicrocoeliidae
Source: the annotation of a GenBank genome assembly